Molecule: messenger RNA, 1149 nt
Organism: Drosophila mojavensis
Lineage: Eukaryota; Metazoa; Arthropoda; Insecta; Diptera; Drosophilidae
Product: coiled-coil domain-containing protein 43
Exons: 3
Coding region: 221-844 (207 amino acids)
Source: RefSeq, a predicted model, not a curated record
UUGUGCUAAGCAAAUAUUGACUUGCAUAACGAUUUUAUUUUAAUCUAUUCAUUUUAAAUAAUUUUACCAUUGGCUCACGAUAUUCGGUCAGCUGUUUGUUUGGCUUUUAGCAUUAGCCAACACUGCUGCACAUGCUGUGCCGAAUUUAGUUGCCUUUUGCGGCUUUUAUUUGCCUGGACAACUGGAUAGAAAUUGCUGGCCCCCAUUUGCUGCAUUUAAGAUGGGCGAAUUUCAGACGUGGCUAAACGAUCAGCUCCGCCAGCUCAAUACAGAUGAGAGCGUCUUUGGUGCAUACAUCAUUGGCAUUCUCGAGGGCGAGGAGGAGACACAAGAUGAGAAAAUCGAGGCUCUCGAAGGGAUACUCAGCGGCACCGAAGCCUCCAACAUAGAGGAGCUGGUGGCCAGCAUCUUGCAGAAGUGGCUACAGAGCCAUCCCAGCGCCGAUGAGCCGCCCAAGAAGGGUCUGGACAUCGAUGUGAACGCACAGCUGGCCAAAUUGCUCGAACAGCAAAAGCUCCAACCCGCCGUCAAAGAACGCGAAUAUACCGAGGAGGAGCUGCGCAUUAAGCAGCAAAUAUUAGCGCAAUAUUCACAGACUGCUGUCAGCGAGGAGGAGGAUGAGAACACAGAUGGCGAAAGCGGCGAGCCAAGCGGGUCCAGUGUCAUGGCGCCCAACACCAACAAGUCGGAUGUGGCCAAUCUGGCCAAGGAGAAGCGUGAGCAGGCGCGCCUGGAGAGUGCGGCCAAGAAGCAGAAGGACAAAGAGGAUCGGGAGAAGCAGAAGCAGCUGCGCGAAGAAAAGAAAGAGAAACGCAAAACCGUCAAGGGUGAACGUCGCCGGUAACCGGGCCAAAUAAACCAGAAACCCAAAACAAAGAAAAAACAAAAUCCGUCUGCCAACCCCUCAGCCGCAGCCCAACUCCCACAGCACAGAUCUGAAUUUACACAGUCUCUCAAAAGACAUUACGAAACGAAAACCAAGAGACAAAACUCCAUGAAUACAGUCAGAAUAAUAACUAUAUAUAUAGUAUAUAUAUUAUUUGCAUUGCAAAUCGAAUUGCAAUUAAUUAUGUCAAUGUAUUUUGUUGCGAAUCGCGUUGAUAUUUGAAAUUGUUUUUACUAAAUUAAAUUUUAAAGUCGUUUUCACAA